UUUUUUUUGUUUUUUUUCGUUUCUUCAUCAGUUGAAUUCAAAUCUACUUUACUUUAUAUUUGUAUCUUAGUAUACAUAUAUUAUUAUAUCUACUAUUUAUUAUAUAUAUUUAAACUAUUCUUCACAUCAACCUGGUGUUUGUAUGUGUUAGAUACUUUUUUUUUUAUUACCUUAUUUCGAUUCCACCAUGGCCAACGAUCUAUUAUUACGACUAUUCAACUCUGAAUUCUUCAAUGCUUGGAUUGCUGUGUCUUAUCUAUUCAAAUAUUCUGAUAAUAUCGGUAUUCAAAACUAUCUAUGCGAAUCCUUGAAGAAGUUCCCCUCAGUAGAGAUCGAAUUCUUUUUACCUCAACUGAUGCAUCUAUUGGUUACUCAACCUUCAGUAUCUGUGGCUCUGGAAGAUACCUUAAUUGAUCUUGGAAAGCAAUCUCCUCACUUUGCUGUCAUGAGUAUUUGGUAUUUACAAGCUUACAUGUCAGAUUGGUCUUCUGAUCCUACUUCUUUAUCUUAUCAACUUUGUGAACGGGUACUCAAUAAAUGUCAAGCUACUUUGAUGAACGAUCAAUUACCAAUCGAAUGGAUAGAAACCUCAAAACAAAUUCAAUAUCAAGACGAUGAUAAUGAAAUAGAUAUCACAACAACUACACAACAAUUACAUACCACUAAUAUCAUGACAGAAUCAUCGAAACGCAUAACUCUUACUCAGGAACAACAAGAAUCUAGAGUCAAGUUGAGCCAAGACUUCAAAUCUAUGGACAACGAUCAUGAUGAAAAUCCUUCACCUUUACAUUCCAGUUCACGAUCACUUCGAUCUGCCGAUGUAAUCGAUGCUCCCAAGAUUCCAUUAUUAUCACCACGAUCAACUAGACCAUUCUCGUUCUCAGUAUCAUUAGAAGAUCUACAUGGGGGUAAGGCAUUUUCUUUAUCUCGAUAUUUGGCAAGUCACAUGAAAUGGCCACCACAUAAACCUUUUCACCCAUCACAUUUCCAACAACAACCCACCAUGUCAGAUCAACAAUCACGCCAUUUAGAAAAUUCCUUACCGAGUUCACCUUGCUUUUCACCAAGAACAUCAUUCGAAUCAAAUUCUAUUCAUGAUCGCAAGAAAAACCUUAAUCAACAUCGUUGUCAUAAACAACGACAUCAGGUAUGGGCACGAUCUGGUUAUUUUCAAUAUCAAAUGCAAUUUCUGGUAGCUCUUUCAGAUAUCGCAGAACGUUUAGUAUCGUUACCUAAACAUGCAAGGGUCAGUGCACUUCAUGCUGAAUUGACAUUGUUGAACCAUAAUCUACCUGCUGAAAUAUGUCUUCCUCUUUGGUGUUCUGGAAGUUGUAGCUCUCUUCAUCAUCGUGUUGUCCGUGUCAGUCCUUCAGAUGCUGUAGUAUUGAAUUCUGCCGAAAGAGCACCUUAUCUAUUGAUGAUUGAAGUAUUGGAAGAAGGCCUGUGUUUGGAAGCAGAAGGAAAGGAAACAAAAUCAAGAGAAAUGGAUGUAUCAUUGGUAGCUUAUGAUACAAAUGUGUUUACUCUUGACAAGGCUAAUGAUAUUGAAAUUGACUUUGGUGAAGAAGAAGAAGAUGAUACUUUGGAUUUGGGUACACUUGGUGAUAAGAAACAUAUGUCGAUGACAACAACACCAUUAAUGGCAACAACAACAACAGAUCAAAGUUUAGACGAUCCUUUUACAUCAGCAGAAACGAAUCCGCCAUCUUCCGAUUUUUCGCGACAAAUGCGUACUGCGGCGGUGAUGCUUGCACAGUUACAACAAAAAGAUGAUGACCCCAACUUGGCAAUGGUACAAGCUAUUCGACAACGUGUGAUUGAUCAAAUGGUAUCGCUAGAAGAACAACGUUUAGGCACAGCCACCUUGGAUCAAGUAGCUCAGCCUCUUGGCAAUGACACCAAGGUAAUGAAUGAUAAUGACGGGCAAAAAACCAUGGCAAUGAUAAUGAACAAGGAUGAUCCAAGUGCUGCUGUGUUUUCUGAAGCUUGGCAUGACAAGAAGGAAAGGAUUCGCAAUAGUUCACCAUAUGGUCAUUUACCCAACUGGCGUCUUUUAUCUGUCAUUGUGAAACAAGGUACGGAUUUACGACAAGAACAAUUCGCCAUUCAAUUGAUUCGUGAAAUGCAAAAAAUUUGGCAAGAUGCUGGUGUAGAUGCUUGGGUACAAUAUUAUCGUGUACUAGUAACUUCUGACAAUUCUGGAUUGAUUGAAACUAUUCGAAAUACUAUUUCGAUCCACUCUAUCAAGAAAAAUGCCAAUACUCAUCCAAAUGCUUAUACAUUGUAUGACUUUUUUGAACAGCGUUGGGGACCUUCUACUUCAUCUACUUUUCGGGCAGCGCAGGACGCGUUUAUGAAAAGUUUGGUGGGUUAUUCAAUUGCAUGCUAUUUAUUACAAAUCAAAGAUAGACAUAAUGGCAACUUACUUCUCGAUGAUCAGGGGCAUCUUAUUCACAUUGAUUUUGGGUUUGUACUCUCCAAUUCACCAGGGUCUGUAGGGUUUGAAAUGGCGCCAUUCAAGUUAUCACAAGAAUAUGUGGACGUAUUGGGUGGGACAGAAAGUGAGUUGUUUAACAAGUAUCGAAUCCUGAUGAAACAAGCUUUCAAGGCUGUGCGGAAAUAUGGUGACAAUAUUCUCCUAUUGGUAGAAAUGAUGAGUAAGGAUUCCAGUCUUCCUUGUUUCCAAUAUGGUGCAGAUCAUGUUUUGUCUCAACUCAAAGAACGAUUCCAAUUCCAUUUGACCGAACCUCAAUUAGAAGCUUUUGUUGAUAAACUGAUUGUCAAUAGUUAUGGAAAUUUAUUCACUCGACUUUAUGAUACUUUUCAAUAUUAUUCUCAGGGUAUCUUAUAGAUUAGACACAUUUUGUAUAUAUACUAAUAUCUUAUAUUUUUUUUAAUCUUCUCUCAUUUGAUAAAAUGAAUACCAUCCAUCUAUUUUAUCUAUCUAUCAUCGUCUUAUGCGACUAAUCUAUC
Messenger RNA from Halteromyces radiatus, 2973 nucleotides. Its product is annotated as kinase-like domain-containing protein. The record is from RefSeq and is a predicted model, not a curated record. Gene Ontology annotation, biological process: phosphatidylinositol-mediated signaling; phosphatidylinositol phosphate biosynthetic process. The transcript is spliced from 12 exons. Gene Ontology annotation, molecular function: 1-phosphatidylinositol 4-kinase activity. Gene Ontology annotation, cellular component: cytoplasm; membrane. Bases 188 to 2851 code for a protein of 887 amino acids. NCBI's taxonomy places the organism in Eukaryota, Fungi, Mucoromycota, Mucoromycetes, Mucorales, Cunninghamellaceae.